CUGGCACGCCUCUGUGUUGGCUCUUAUAUAAUGUCGGGUUUCACAGGGUACUGAUGUAGAAAUAAAGUCAAACAUUAAGACAGGCUCAUAGUACUUGUCGUUGCAUUGCCGGUGCUCGCCUUUCUGUGGGGUGUAGUGCUGCUCUCAGAGGGGUAAUCUGUGACCCUGUUUGAGUGAAUUUUGGAAGGUGUACAGGAUGGCUCCAGAGAGGACAGGGGACGAACUUGUCUUCUUUGUGAAUGGUAAAAAGGUGGUGGAAAAAAAUGCGGACCCAGAAACGACUCUACUGACCUAUCUACGAAGAAAGUUGGGCCUAUGUGGAACCAAACUAGGCUGUGGAGAAGGUGGAUGUGGUGCUUGCACUGUUAUGAUAUCCAAGUACAAUCCCUUUCGAAAGAAAAUCCUCCACUAUACUGCCAAUGCUUGCCUCUUCCCCAUCUGUGCCCUGCAUCAUGUAGCUGUAACUACUGUUGAAGGCAUAGGAAACACAAAAUCCAGGUUGCACCCAGCCCAGGAGAGAAUAGCAAAAAGUCAUGGGUCCCAAUGUGGCUUUUGCACUCCAGGUAUUGUCAUGUCCAUGUAUACAUUGCUUCGGAACAAACCUGAGCCCAAAAUGGAGGAGAUAGAAGAUGCUUUCCAAGGGAACUUGUGUCGUUGUACGGGAUACAGACCCAUUCUGGAGGGAUACAGAACAUUUGCCAAAGACUGGGGUUGCUGUGGGAGAGUAGCCAAUGGCACUGGAUGCUGUCGUAGUGAGGAGGAGAAUAGCAUGACUGGGGGUUGCUGUGAAGGAAAAGCCAACGGUCCAGGCUGCUGCAUGAAUGAAAAGGAAGACAACGUGACAAUGAUGUCCUCCAGCCUGUUCAAUCCCUCGGAGUUCCAGCCCUUGGAUCCUACACAGGAGCCAAUCUUCCCACCAGAGUUAAUGACUCAGAGUAACAAACAGCAGAAGCAGCUUUGUUUCAAAGGCGAGCGUGUGAUGUGGAUCCAGCCUACAACUCUCAAGGAACUGGUGGCCCUCAAAUCCCAGUACCCCAGUGCCAAGCUUGUUGUAGGGAACACAGAAGUGGGUAUUGAGAUGAGGUUAAAGAACAUGUUGUAUCCAGUGAUAAUAGCACCAGCAUGGAUCUCUGAAAUGAAUGCUGUUCAGCACACUGAAACAGGGGUCAACUUUGGGGCUGCCUGUACCCUGAGUUCAAUAGAGGAGGUGCUGAGAAAAGCAGUGGCAGAGCUUCCUCCUUACAAAACAGAGGUGUUCCAGGCCGUCCUUGAACAGCUGCGGUGGUUUGCAGGGCCACAGAUCAGAAAUGUUGCAGCUCUCGGUGGGAACAUAAUGACAGCAAGCCCAAUCUCUGACUUAAAUCCUGUGUUAAUGGCAAGUGGAAGCAAACUGACCCUGAUAUCAAAUGAGGGCAAAAGGACUAUCACAAUGGAUGAGAAGUUCUUCACUGGAUACAGAAAGACAGUACUGAAACCUGAAGAAAUACUUCUCUCUGUUGAGAUACCCUACAGCAGGAAGGGUGAAUAUUUCUCAGCUUUCAAGCAGGCUUCCCGACGGGAGGAUGACAUUGCUAUUGUGACCUGUGGCAUGAGAGUCCAGUUCCAAGAAGGCACUAGCCAAGUGGAAGAGAUUAAGUUGAGCUAUGGAGGAAUGGCUCCUACAACUGUCCUAGCAGUAAAAACUUGCCACGAGCUCACUGGGAGAGACUGGAACGAGAAGCUGCUGCAGGAUGCCUGCCGCUUGCUGGCGGGUGAGGUGGACUUGUCUCCUUCUGCACCUGGUGGGAUGGUGGAUUUUCGACGUACACUCACACUCAGCUUCUUCUUCAAGUUCUACCUGACGGUGCUUCAGAAGCUGAGCAAGCAGCACAAUGGCCCUAAUAAGCUGUGUGAGCCCAUCCCCUCGAACUACAUCAGUGCCACAGAGCUGUUUCACAAAGAUCCCAUUGCAAAUGUCCAGCUCUUCCAAGAAGUGCCCACAGGGCAGGCAGUUGAAGAUAUGGUGGGCCGGCCUUUGAUGCACCUUUCAGCAGCCAAACAAGCAUGUGGAGAGGCUGUCUACUGUGACGACAUCCCUCACUAUGAGAAUGAACUGUAUCUAACACUGGUCACCAGCACCAAAGCCCACGCUAAGAUCCUUUCUGUAGAUACAUCUGAGGCCCAGACUGUCCCUGGGUUUGUGUGUUUUGUCUCUGCUAAGGAUGUUCCUGGGAGUAAUAUCACUGGCAUCGCUAACGACGAGACUGUCUUUGCUGAUGACAUGGUCACUUGUGUCGGUCAUAUCAUCGGUGCAGUUCUUGCAGACACACAAGAGCAUUCCAGAAUAGCGGCUAAAGCUGUGAAGAUUAAGUACGAAGAGCUCAAACCUAUUGUCACGAUUCGGGAAGCUAUUGAGCAACAAUCCUUCUUUAAGCUUAUAAGAAAGCUUAAUAAAGGAGAUGUAAAGAAAGGAUUCGAAGAAUCUGAUCACGUUUUGGAAGGAGAGAUGUACAUUGGUGGACAGGAGCAUUUUUAUCUGGAAACUCACUGUACCGUGGCCGUGCCAAAGGGGGAGGAUGGUGAGAUGGAACUCUUUGUGUCGACCCAAAACCUAAUGAAGACACAGGAGUUUGUUGCUAAUGCAUUAGGAGUCCCUUCAAAUCGGAUUGUGGUUCGAGUGAAAAGAAUGGGAGGAGGAUUUGGAGGAAAAGAGACUAGAAAUACUAUAUUGUCAACUGUGGUGGCUGUGGCUGCUUUCAAAGCUGACUGCCCUGUACGGUGCAUGUUGGAUAGAGAUGAGGACAUGUUGAUAAGUGGUGGAAGGCAUCCCUUCCUGGGGAGGUACAAGGUUGGCUUCAUGAAGAAUGGGAAGGUCAAGAGUUUGGAGGUGUCAUACUACAGCAAUGGGGGCAACUCUGUAGACCUCUCUUAUGGCGUUAUGGACAGAGCUCUGUUACACUUGGAUAACUCCUACAGCAUCCCCAAUGUCAGCAGCUUGGGCGUUGUUUGCAAGACCAACUUGCCUUCCAACACAGCCUUCCGUGGCUUUGGAGGGCCUCAAGGAAUGAUGAUUGCCGAGUGUUGGAUGAGUGACCUUGCUCGGAAGUGUGGCCUGCCGCCUGAGGAGGUACGGAAGCUCAAUCUUUACAAUGAAGGAGACCUAACCCAUUUUAACCAAAAGCUGGAGGGCUUUACCCUGCGAAGGUGCUGGGAUGAGUGUUUGUCAAGCUCCAGCUAUCAUGCCAGGAGGAAGCAAAUUGAAGAAUUCAACAGGCAGAAUCGCUGGAAGAAAAGAGGGAUGUGCAUUAUUCCUACCAAAUUUGGCAUCAGCUUCACUAUCCCGUUUCUGAACCAGGCUGGAGCUCUGGUUCAUGUGUACACAGAUGGCUCCGUGUUACUUACACAUGGUGGGACUGAGAUGGGUCAAGGACUUCACACCAAAAUGAUCCAGGUUGCUAGCAGGACACUGGGAAUCCCCACCUCCAAAAUUUACAUCAGUGAGACAAGCACAAACACAGUCCCAAACACCUCCCCGACAGCUGCCUCUGUCAGUGCAGACAUCAAUGGAAUGGCUGUCCAUAAUGCCUGUCAGACUAUCCUAAAAAGGCUUGAACCAAUCAAAGAGUCUAAUCCCAAGGGCUCCUGGGAAGACUGGAUUAAAGCAGCCUACGUCAACUGUGUGAGCCUGUCAGCCACAGGAUUUUAUAGAAUUCCUGACCUUGGCUACAGCUUCGAAAAGAAUGAAGGGAGACCAUUCUGCUACUUUAGUUACGGUGUUGCUUGCUCUGAGGUUGAGAUAGAUUGCCUGACAGGUGACCACAAGAACAUUCGCACAGAUAUUGUUAUGGAUGUUGGUACCAGUUUGAACCCAGCCAUAGACAUAGGACAGAUAGAAGGAGCGUUUGUCCAAGGCCUUGGGCUCUUCACCAUGGAGGAGUUGCGCUAUUCUCCAGAAGGGAACUUGUAUACUCGAGGGCCCGGGAUGUACAAAAUCCCAGCAUUUGGAGACAUCCCAGCAGAAUUCUAUGUGUCUCUUCUCCGUGACUGUCCAAACAGCAAGGCGAUUUAUUCAUCCAAGGCUGUGGGAGAGCCUCCUCUGUUCCUGUCUGCAUCAGUGUUUUAUGCCAUUAAAGAUGCCAUCUACUCAGCGAGGAAGGACUCUGGCGUGACUGAAACUUUCAGACUGGAUAGCCCUGCCACCCCAGAGAGGAUCCGCAAUGCUUGUGUGGACAUCUUCACCAAAAUGUGUCCAUCUGCUGAGCCAGGAACCUUUAAGCCAUGGUCUGUACGUGUGUAAAAGUGAAGUUUGAGGAGUAAACUUUCCUCAUGAAACGGGGCUUGCACCAGAGGGACCACAAGACAGUAGGACUAUAGUGGGAAAAAAAAAAAAAAUCUGUGUUCCUGUGGCUCAUCCACCGAUUCAUAGAGUGUUCUCAUUUAAUUGUCCGAUCACUGUUUCCUCUGGGAGGAGGGUUUGCUGCCAGAUUAUAGCUGUGAUGUAAAUUUAAAUGAAGAGUAAGUGGAUGAUGAUGUUAUCCAGGUGUAAUUGAAAAUCUUAAGAUUUCCAAAUUGCUGCAAGGGUAGGAGACAAGCUUAUUAUUGGCCAUCUUGAAAAGGUGUUUUUUGUUUGGUUUUGUUUUGUUUACUGUGGGGAAAAGAAUGGUCACCUUCUGAUGUUAUGUCAAGAAGGUCCUAAAUGCAUUGAACCCAGAUAAACAGUCCUCUAGUGGGGAACGGGGAGGGCGUGAGACAUACUGAGGGCUGGACUCCAUUGUGUCCCUUCUGCACACAAAGCCAGAUAUACACUAGAGGAAGACGAGGAGGAGUUUUGAUGCUAGCUAACUGCGGUAAAGGUCUUCUCUAUGUAUGUGGGACAGUUGUUCAGAUGGAAGCCCUAAAAUGUGACCAAUAGCUGAUUUAUCCUAAGUUAAAUGACGACUGCUUCAUCUAUACCAGGGCUUUAAUGAAUUUUUAGUUCACAUACUACCUUGCCGUCUCUGAUUAAAGACAAAAACUAGAGAUAACAGGAGGAUUUCCAGCAAGAUGCUGAUUUGUUUGACACAUUCAACUUUCCCCCUCCACAUCCCACGUCUUUUGCCCAUCUCUUAAAUAGGACAUGAUAUCAAAGAAAGGAUCUUUGAGUAGGAGAGAAAGUUAUUGAUCAGUGCCCCCAAGGCAAUUUAGACCAGACCUGGGGACAGGUGGGGAUUAGUUGGGUCUGAGUGCCCUCUAGGGUCAGUCCCUUGCCUGCUGUGCCAGGGCUUUGCCCUCCUUUCAAGACAACUCUUAGUUUUUCUGAAUAUCAGGGGAUGGGUGCAUUUUGCUGAAGGGUUAGCUUGUCUGAAAAAUGUGCUUAUUGUGUGAUGACGUCAUGCCUUUUGGACUGAAUGUGUUUUUCAUGUUGGAUUUAAUGCUGGGCAUCCCUGAAAAGAAAAGAACUGAAAAGUUCUUGUCACUGUCGAAUUUAACACUGCAGCAUCAUGUUAUCUCUAGAUGAUGUCAGCCAUGUACUGUACCUGCUCAUCACGUGCAAACUUUUAUCCAUUUCUGUGGCCCACAGCUCUGUGAUAAUGUCCUUUUUCUGUCUUUGCACUCCUAGGGCCAUCAAAAAUAUGGUGCAAGAGGAUGUGACUCCAUUGCCUUAAAUAAAAUUUUGCUCACUUACAUCCUGCUUGAAAUUGAUCUCUGUCUUAGGACUUAACAACGCAUGCACAAUCUGAAACAUUUUUGAAGCGCUCCAAGGCAUAAAAUUGUGAAAAGUGUAGAUUUGUGUCUCAGCUUAAAAUAUUACAGUUUUACCAUCUGGAAAAAGGGCAUUUGUAUAUGUGAGUUGCAGAAAGUAUUUUGUGCCUGCUGUGCUGCUAUGUGAUUGUUUUACUGAUUGAAAUAUUAUAUUGGUGUUUCUUAAACUCUGAGGUACUGGGCAAGAACAGUUUUUUUUUUUUCUUCUGAAAGCUGGUAAUAUAUAAAGAACCUCUCUGAGAAGAAAAUGUAAACAUUUGUGUGCACAGCCAUUGGAGUCUGUGUAUUUAUCUUCUUUGAUGCCCAGGAAAGGAUGCAAAAUACGAGAUCUGUGAUGUAGGGUUGUAACUGCAUUGCCUCUAUGGCAUUCCACCUCUUGUGAUCCCUGGACAGCAUUCAAACCAGGCAGAAAAGAAAUACAAAGGAAAUGUAAUAUGUGUUAAUGCAGAACAUGGUGAAUUACAGGCAAUGUGUGUGAUAUUGAUGAGGUUCCAGCGCCAUCUUAUAGGAAAGCUGCAGCCCUCACAAGAGUCCUGUUUCCAGAGAAGGUCUCAGGAUAUUAUGGGCUAUCACUAGCAGGAUGGAUAAUUGCAGUUUAUGUCCUGUGACUCUGGGAGCACCUUCUUUCAUCAUUUCAGAAUGGGUUUGAUAUCUCAUGUAGCCAUGGCUACUGCCUGGCAGUUAAAUUUUUUUUGAGGUAGAUUUAUCAAGUCUCUCUUUUGUUUUUCACUUUGUGGGUUAAUCCAACGUGUGUUUGCCAAGCUACGUGUAUAUGCAAUGGUCAGAGCUGGCUUGUUUGGUGGUUUACAGACCUGAGCCUGUGAAGCCACUCCUGCUGUAGUAUUUGCGAUCCACUGUUUCACAGCUCUCAGCCCUUGCUCUCAGGCCCACCCUGGUUCAGGGCUCUCUUAUUACCCUUCCACAGUCCCUGGCUAUCGGAAGGACAAAACAUCCUUUUUGAGGGUAUUGGAUUUGAAAUAGAUGAUAA
Messenger RNA from Struthio camelus australis, 6709 nucleotides. RefSeq names its product xanthine dehydrogenase (gene XDH). Gene Ontology annotation, molecular function: iron ion binding; molybdopterin cofactor binding; 2 iron, 2 sulfur cluster binding. Lineage: Eukaryota; Metazoa; Chordata; Aves; Struthioniformes; Struthionidae. The record is from RefSeq and is a predicted model, not a curated record. Gene Ontology annotation, biological process: xanthine catabolic process.